AUGUUUGCAUCGCAACAAUUCACAUUCCUCAGGAAUGGAUUCUUUGAUGGCGGCCACAUGAACAUCUGCGAUAUAGGCAAAGCGAUGACAAUGGCGCAGAGAAUGUGGCUGCAACAAUGCCAUCAGUUGAGAUAUAUUACGUCAACAGCAAAUCACGAUAUUCCUGUAUCUAGAAAUCGAGUGCACGAUUACUUAAAGGAGAAGGAGGUGAUAGAAUUUACCUCCGGAGAGAUUGCAGCACCAACGGAGCAACGAUGCCAUAGCGUUUGCGUCGAUUUGGCAAAACUUUCGAGAAAUAGACAUGUCGAUAUGGAAAUGCUACAUGAGAAGGCCCCAAAUCGGAGUCGUCAAGUUGAAUAUUCACUUUUGUCUGCGCCAAAAUAUCCAAAGGUUUCGUUUUUCCCCGAUGGCUAUAUAAAUGUAUCUUUGGCGCACAGGGGUUUACAUAGUGAUUUUAUUCGUGACGCUAGGGAUUUUCGUAAUGAAGAGGUAUCAUCGUCGAGUCGAUUGUUCCCCAUGCAUCGCACCAGAGGUCGCACGAAGGAAGAGGCCGAUGUAAAGAUGCUUCAGCGCAAUCUUGACGCCAACUUAUCAGACAUAAUAGGUUUCAAUAAUCCAUCCGAUUUGGUAAAAAUUUUACGUCAGAUGCACUCAUUGGAUCUUUCUAUCAAAACAAACAAAUUCGCAGAGAUUUCGAAAAAAAUUUCGAAGGGUAUGGCGUCGAUCUCCACACACGAGCUUGUGGAUGUUGCAUAUCUGAUUAGAAGUUAUCUGGGCCGUGAAUACCAAUCCGGAUGUUUUCUAAUCGGAGCAAUAGGAGGGCGCUUGGAUAAACGUUCUGGUGAUCUCCUUUGUAUGUCUGCAUGUGAUAUACUUGCUCGUAUUCUCCCAAUUUUACAGAUACAAAUAUCUUUUCCACAUACAACGUGGACUAUUCUAACGAAUUUGCAACUAUUACGGAGGCUUGUCGCCGACGUGGGUCUGCUUGAUGCGGACGGGAAGGCAGAUUUGUUCACCCUUUUAACGGUCUCCAACACUAUUGCCCCAUUAAGCGAAGACCUCGUUGGGGCUACAAAGUUCAUAGCCGAAAAAGUGGAGGUUCAAGUGCCGAAUAUUUCGGAUCGUACCAUGCAUCGCUUGCUCUCUGUAAUGGACAUUUUCGAGACCAGGUUUCCCAACCUUCGAGACGCUUUGUAUCGGAACUCAUUCCACCGAUCUAGAUCAAUGCAGCCCAAUGAGUUGGCAUCCGUUUACUUGCGCAUGACGCCGAGUAAAGAAGUGUCAAAACAAGUCAAAAACACAAUAGGUCGGCGUUUGGUGGAGGUUACGACUAGAGUCUUGGUGGACCUGUAUUGUCGUCACCUGAAGGAUGGCGUGCAUAAUGCACGCCAAUUAAAAGCCUUUGAAUGGGCUAUUUCGAAGAAACGCGCAACAUUGUCCUUGCGAGAUAUGUCAACGAUACUGAUGUAUCACAGCACACACGGAGCAUCUAUGUCACGUUUAAAUGAGCUCAUAAAGGCACGUUUUUUGGAUCUGAAGAGUAUGGGUAACGCACAACACGACGAAGUUUUAGACUUUGUUCUAUCCAUGUCGCUGGUUGGACUACACAACGACCUUGACGUUUGGGCUGGAAUAGAUUCGGUCCAUUUAGUUUAUUCUACACCGAACAAUAUUCUGGUAUACUUGGGGUACGCUUUCCUACUCACAGGACAACGUAAUAGAGGCAUAUGGACCAUACUUUUCGAAAGGUACGCAUACAUCGCCUCCACUACUAUAAGCCGUUGCAGGAUACUCUACGAUUCGAAACAUUAUUCUUGUGAGCUUUACGAAGUUCUUAAAAUUGCGAAAGUAUUCGGAAUUAUAAGGGAUGACAUGGAACCUCAUCUGUUGAAUCGUGCCUUAUGGGUGAUGCAACACACGAAGUCACAACAUUACGCAAAACUAUCCCGACAAAGGUAUCAAACGCACGCCCCCAUAGAGCAAGCAUUGAAUCUCACCGGAUUACAGUAUUCCAAAGGCGUUGUGAUCGACGAUCUCUACGAGGCACCGUUUUACAUCACAUCGCACAAGAUAAUUUUGGAUCCAUUACGCGAGUCGUAUUUGCACGUGGUCUUGAAGUCGGUGAGGCCCACCUACGACAUAGUGUGUGGCACAAGCAAGGGUACCACCCGUUUCCCCUAA
Molecule: messenger RNA, 2181 nt
Organism: Babesia ovata
Lineage: Eukaryota; Apicomplexa; Aconoidasida; Piroplasmida; Babesiidae
Exons: 5
Coding region: 1-2181 (726 amino acids)
Source: RefSeq, a predicted model, not a curated record